Molecule: messenger RNA, 3099 nt
Organism: Coregonus sp. 'balchen'
Lineage: Eukaryota; Metazoa; Chordata; Actinopteri; Salmoniformes; Salmonidae
Source: the annotation of a GenBank genome assembly
AUGUUCACUUGAUAGCUUUUCAAUAUUGCUGUCAGAUCAAAUCUACUAGCGUCAGUGGUGCGUGGAGGUCAUGUUAUGUUUUUUUGUUGACAUGUCUCAACUAUAUCCCACGAUCUUACUUUGUGUUUAUGGAUUCUUCUCUAAUCUCCGACCUUCUGAGCCUUUCUUUACUGCGUUUUUGAUGGGACCUGAUAAAAACCUUACUGAAGCACAGGUAAGUGGAAGGACGAGGUAAGCUAGCAUUAGCUUCUUGUUCGUUGUGAAACAAGCAACUACAUUUAGCUAGCUAACUACAAAAUAACGUAUUGUUUACAUGUUGAAUAUCUGUAAUGCAAUCACAUGCUAAUCUAUCACCAAUAUACAACCAAGAGAACCGUUAGCUCUUCUGUAACAUUAUCUUGCUAACAUUGUUUCAGUGUCCUCGUGCUAAUCCAGUUUGACUGCAAUCCAUGAAAUAUUUUCUUAAUAGGACCACUAGCUCAUGUGGUCCAAAUCCUUUGAAAAAAGUCUAAAAUCCGAAAAUAAUUGCUUUUCCCCUUUGGCACCAAUGAAGAAAGGUAGCCUAGUUAGUUAACUAAUCUGGUGAUUGUUUUGUAAUAGCUAAACAGGCAGCAACUUCGAAUAUUAGACUUACAUGACAUUUUUGUCCAUUGGAAGUUUUUAUCUAUUUUGUCCGUAGGAGUGAAUUACAAUAACAUGGCUCACUUUGUCUACGUAUCCUCUGUCUACAGCUUGUAAAUGAAAUCUACCCAAUAUGGACCUAUUCCUACCUUGUGCUACUUCUCCCAGUCUUCCUGGCCACGGACUACCUGUGCUACAAGCCUGUGCUGAUCCUGCAGGCGGUGAGCUUGGUAGUGACCUACUUUAUGCUAGUGAAGGCCCAGGGUGUGCUGGCCAUGCAGCUUCUGGAGUUCUUCUUUGGCCUCGCCACUGCCACAGAUAUAGCCUACUAUUCCUACAUCUACAGUGUGGUAGACCCGGCCCAGUACCAGAGAGUGACUGGAUACUGUCGUAGUGUUACGUUACUGGGCUCUGCCGCUGGCUCGCUGGCUGGGCAGCUGCUAGUGUCUGUGGCUCAGAUCCCGCUGUUCUACCUCAGUGUUGUCACAUUGGUGUCGGCCAUCUUGGCCUUUGUGGCGCCCUGGUUUUUGCCCAUGCCCGGUAAGAGCUUGUUCUUCCAUAAAAGCCUGGGGAUAGACGGGGAGAAGCCGGCGCACCAAAACAGCAGGAUUCCCAUGGAUGAAGCAGAGGACCCUGAGAGCAAAGUGCCUCUGAAGAUUGAUGAGGUCACCAUGGUGAGACUCAUUUUUUUGUGUGAUCUUUUUAUUGUUAUUGGUAAGACAGGUCAUGGUGAGCCUCUUUGAAGGACUGAGUAGUGUUGUUGUUGAACUGUGUUGCAGCUCUGAGAGUUAAAACCAUUAACUGUUGUUUAUUAAUGGAUCUCAUGCAACUCUGCUGUCCCAAACUGAAAGCUGCUAGAUUGACACAAUCCUGAUUGACACACAUUGACCGUUGCAAUACUAGAACAUUUACAAAAAAGACAUUGAACUAAAACCUUGCUUCAUCACUAACUUUCAGGAAGCUGUUUUUUCAGAGCAUUUCAGUCUGUUGAUUCUUACGCAAAUUCUUACUUAACCCUGUGUACCGGUUUUUUCACUCAGGUGGUGACGGCCAGUGAUGGUGGUGGCGCUAGCAGUGGCUUAGUGGACGUGUUAAGGGUCCUAUGGGAAGACUUCCUGCAGUGCUACUCAUGCCCUGCCCUCCUGGCCUGGUCGGUGUGGUGGGCCCUCUCUACUUGUGGCUACUUCCAGUUGGUCAACUAUGUUCAGGCCCUGUGGGAGAAGGUCCUGCCUUCCCAGGAGUUUGAGAUCUACAAUGGAUACGUAGAGACAGUCUCCACCUUGUUAGGUAAACUUGAUGAUGUAGUACCAUUUCAGAUGAAUUAGAACCAGAGAACCUUCCAGAGUGUGAACCUAAGAAGCUACUACUUGAACUGAUCAAAUAAUAGUCUUGCGUUACCAUACUUCCAUGUCAGCCUGGAAGCAGACGAUAAUCAAAUUCAUAUCCAUUUCAAAGCAUUUUCUGUUUGUCUGCCGACUGAUCGCGCCCCUGGGGUCUAUGCCUAGGUGCGUUAGCAGCCUUCGGGGUGGGCUCCAUCAAGGUCUCCUGGGCAGUCUGGGGAGAGCUGUCUCUCUGCAUCUUCUCAGUGGUCAUGGCUGUGGCUGUGUACCUCAUGGACACCAUCAGGAACAUCUGGGUGUGCUACACCUCCUAUGUGGUCUUCAGAGCCACCUACAUGCUGCUCAUAACCAUCGCUACGUGAGUAGGACGGACAGACACCCCCUGAAAACCAUAUGAUAUCCAGGGAUUUAAAGUUUGUUAUUAAUGAUGAGGUGGUUGGACUCAAUUGUAUCAUUACUGUAGACUUCUACUGUAGCUAGCUGUCUACCUAUGAUAUAUCUUAACUGUGUAUUCAAUUUAAUCUUUCAACUGUGUAUUCUCUGUGUAAGUUCUACUUUUAUGUUUUUAAUUGUAUUUGUAAAGAAAAUAUUUUCUGCUCCAUUAGGUUUCAGAUUGCUGCCAACCUGAGCAUGCAGCGAUAUGCCUUGGUGUUUGGAGUGAACACUUUCAUCGCCCUGCUGCUUCAGACUCUGCUUACUGUUGUGGUAGUGGACACUGUCGGGCUGGGCCUGGACAUUUUCCCACAGGUAACUUAUCUAAAGACAAUACUAUCCAUGAUGUUUGGAUGUAAAAUAUGGUUUGUUUUUAGAAAGGGUAGUAUUACUGUUACAACACUAACGUAGCUUGAUAAAUAUUUUCUCUCUCUCUCUCUGUGUCACAGUUUCUCAUAUACGCCAUCUACUUUGCUGUGAUCGCAGUGAUCUUCCUCAUGGCCGGGCUGUACAAGCUGGUGUUGAGGAGAAGAUCCCAGCCAGCGGCCCAGACUGACAGUGGAGAGAACGAGUCAGACUGCCUUAGCAGAGACUCCUCCCCUCAAUGAGCUGCAGCAGAUCACAAAUACAUGACUAUCUGUUUAUGGCGCAGUACUAGAAAGAGGAACACGUCAGGACCAGUGAUGGGGUCAAUUCCAUUUCAAUU